Molecule: messenger RNA, 805 nt
Organism: Colletotrichum phormii
Lineage: Eukaryota; Fungi; Ascomycota; Sordariomycetes; Glomerellales; Glomerellaceae
Exons: 1
Coding region: 316-756 (146 amino acids)
Source: RefSeq, a predicted model, not a curated record
GCGAGAGUCCAUGGUCCAUCGGCACCUUGAGAGGAAAUACGAUGGCAACGUCACUUUUUGAAUCGUUCGAGUAUCCACGAACUUGUUGACCUACCAUUGGCCUGCCACCUUUGCUGGUAUGUAUGUGGCCUCCAGUGAUGUAUCCUUGACUCUAGACUACUAGUAGUAUAAAUCCCUCCGUCCGCCAUCAUCUCGAAUGGAUUCUAAACUCGACGCAAGACACCAUAAGAGAAAACAUAAGCAUCCAGAUAAAAACAACCAUUCUCCUCUCAACUUCAUAUACAAUCUGAAUACUUUCCUCAAGACCUUGUCAUAAUGCAGAUCACCAACUAUCUCCUCGCCGCCCUGGCUGCUGCCACUGCCGUCUCCGGCUCCCCCAUCACGAAGCGUGAGGUCAAGUCCAUGAUGGCUGCUGGUGCCGCUGAAUGGACCAUUGAAACCUUCACCCGUACCUGCAAUGCCGAGGAUACCUCAUGCGACUACAGCUUCAACAUCAACACCCACACUGCAGACCCUACCUCCUGCAAGUUCACAACUACCGGCGCACCUGCAAGCCGUGCUGCCUCAAACGCCAAAUGCGGAGCUUUCACUGUUACCUCCGGUUGGAGCGGACAGUUCGGCCCGGAUGCGGGAUUCACAACCUUCUCUGUCACGGACCAGAAGCUUAUUGUUUGGCCCGCUUACACCGACAAGCAGCUGGUCAACGGCCAGGUGGUAAACCCCGACCAAAGCUACGCUCCCCAGAACUUGCCUUAAUCGGGUCAUUUCAGCACGCUACGGCAGAGCAUCAAGAUACAAGUUAUGA